This is a messenger RNA of Bactrocera tryoni, 1730 nucleotides long. Its product is annotated as beta-1,4-glucuronyltransferase 1. The record is from RefSeq and is a predicted model, not a curated record. Lineage: Eukaryota; Metazoa; Arthropoda; Insecta; Diptera; Tephritidae. The coding region runs from base 149 to 1591 and encodes 480 amino acids. The transcript has 5 exons.
AAGUACUAUAUACAUAUGUUACAUAUAUAUUUAUAUGAUUUUAUCGAAUGUGUUCAAGUUGUGUCCAGAUACCAGAAACCCACAAGUGUAAUGCUCAAAAAACUAGAAUAGCGGUUAAAAAUUGUAUAACGCUGCAAAACCACCUUCAAUGCUAUACAUCAGCACCUAUGCCAAAAUGCUAAAACGUGACUUUCCCGUGCUGAUACUAUCCCUGUUCAUCCUUUGUGGGUUCUUCGUAUUUAUGCAACAUGCUUUUCGUGCCAGCGUUGCCAUACAAGAGGGCGUCAUAUCAAAAGAUAUGAGAAACAUUAAUGUCGAAGAAGCCGUACCUGCUCCUGUUGAAGUUUUUUUCGGCGAUGAACUUUUCGAGAAAGAAUUGCAACGGCGUAAAUUAAUUGAACCGAAGGACAGUCGCGAAGUGAAAAUAUUAACCGAAGCACCACCGACAUUGGGACAACGUUUGAAGAAAUUACUAAAAUGCAACGAUCGGCAGUUGAGGUUGGAGAAGAUACAAUAUGGAAAUUAUUGGCUGUUGCGCAAUUAUAUACGUGGCACGAUUAGCACAUCGGUUGGUUGUGCCGACACAAUUACAUUGACUACGAAUGGUGAUUACACGUUCUUCGAUAGUUUGCCAUUCUUAACGGAACGUUGGCAAGCGCCAAUCAGCUUCGCCAUAUUCUCGCCGGGUUAUGAUUUCAAUGCCACACUAAGUUCCAUACAAUUUGUGCGUAAUUGUCUGCGUGAGAGUCAAUAUAUACGUGAUUAUGUCACCUUCCAUAUAUAUUUCCCACCAACGGAUAUGCCCGAAUAUGCACCAUUGACCGAAAAAGAGGCGCUCUUAUGGCCAUAUGACUGUGAGGCAGUGCCGCCUUAUAUGGAUGUCGAUCGCAAUACAAUGUAUAAAACGGAGCACAAUAUGACUUAUCCAAUAAAUGUUGGACGCAAUAUUGCACGUAAAUCGGUCAAUACAUAUUUUAUAUUUGCAUCAGAUAUUGAAUUGUAUCCAAUGCCGGAUUUGCCGCGAUUAUUUCUCGAGAUGGUGGAGCGGAAUCGUAGUGUGUAUUUGGAUAAUAAAGAACUGCGUGUCUUCACCAUACCUGUUUUCGAAGUAACUAAGGAUAGUCAAGUACCUGAAACCAAAACACAAUUAGUUGAAAUGUUACGAACACAUAAAGCGAUACCAUUUCAUUCGAAAAUCUGUAAGAAUUGCCAUUUAGUGCCGAAACAUAAUGAAUGGGUUAAUGCCUCGGAUACCAAUGAGUUGUCGCUCUUUUCGGUAACAAAACGUGAAGGUAAAUUCCAUUAUUGGGAGCCAUUCUACAUUAGUGAUAAUCAGGAACCAAUAUUCGAUGAGCGUGUCACGUGGGAGGGACAGUCGAAUAAGCGGAUACAGGGCUACGCUAUGUGCUUGCUGAAAUAUGACUACUUUGUGUUACAUCCGGCUUUUUUGGUGCAUUCACCAGGCAUUAAAUAUUUUGACAAAAAUUCGCCACGUCUCAGCUUUGUGCCAGCCACGAAUAAGCUUAUCAAACAAGUUAUUCAGCCAGAGUAUCGAAUUUUAUUUGGAACCAAUAAGAAAUGUUUCACGUGAUAUUAGCGGAUAUAUGAAUAUAUAGUUAAGUUUAACCGUUUAUAAUUAAUAAUUUAAGUUAAUUUAUUUAGUAUUCGUUUUUGUAGUAAAUCAUUCUAAUCUAGAAAUAAGUAUUUCGAAAUAAAACUUUCCUAAAAUA